Marchantia polymorpha subsp. ruderalis is the source of this 5904-nucleotide messenger RNA. The record is from the annotation of a GenBank genome assembly. NCBI's taxonomy places the organism in Eukaryota, Viridiplantae, Streptophyta, Marchantiopsida, Marchantiales, Marchantiaceae.
GCCCGGUCGGCUUAGGCUUAGGCUAGGCUAGGCUAGGCUAGGCUCGAAACGCGACAGAUCGAUUCAAAGAUCGAUCGAUCUGUCGAUUCCUUGAUUGAUGGCUAAUGCUCGCAUCGAGCCCAAAUUAAGAAGCAGAUUAAGGCCCGCGAGGCCAGGUGGGGCAUCUGCCGAGGGAGAUCGACUGAUUUUAUUCACACUAACCAACUAACCAGACCCUGCGUCUGAUGAACUGAUUGGCUGGAGGGCGGGCUGGCUCGCUCUAGUGUGCUGCUGCUGCCUGCCUGUAUCUCCCUCGUCCUGUGUCCGUCCCUCCUUGAAGGUCCUUGCUUGCUUGCUUUCUUCGUCCCUCGCGUGCUCUAAUUUUAUUUUAUUUGGUGUCGAGCGAAGGGGCCAGUGCUCGUACAGGAGCGGUGAGAAAGAGAUCAAGAGCAGGAAUGAGGAACGAUGACGCGGAUGGAUGAUGCGAUGCGAUGCGAUGCGAUGGGAUGGGAUGGGAUGGGAUGGGUUGGGAUGGCAGGAAUUGGGUCACAACAAGAACUGCAUGAACGUGUGCGCAAUGUUUGUUUGAUGUUGCUUGCCGGGGCUUGCUUCUGAUCCGAUCCGUGAUUUGUGAUCCCGAGUCAGUGAUCCGAGUGAGUGUCGCUGUGGCGAGUGAGUUAGUGACUAGUCGAGUGAGCGAGAGCGGGUCUCUUCUCUUCACUGCAUCGCAUUGUCCAACAUUCGCCACGCUCCUUGCCCGCUUGCUGGCUUGCUGCUUGUGCCCGGCGAGCACAGCCAGCGUGCCUUCCCGUGACGAUUUGACAUACUGUUUGAGCAAGCGAGCGAGCAAACAAACGCCUUCUCUUUUCUCUGCAUCCCUCGCGUCGUGGCAGCCAUUUACUCCGGGCCUAGGUCUUUCGCGCACUCUUUCCAAUUCCUGUCCGACUUGACUGCGGGCAUCUGUCGAUGUUUUUGCCUCAGUCUGGAGCGGAGAAUCGAUCAGAGGGUUUGGUUCGGCGCCCUUCUUCCGCGACCUCCACUGUGCUCUGGAGACCGGAAGCGUCGAGUACUUUGCUGAACGAGGAUGUACAAGGCAGGGAUCCACUGUAGGUUGGCCUCCUCGGACGCCUGACAUGUGCAAGUUCCAGAAGCAAUCUGGACUCGUAGUGAAGUGACAUGGAGGAGCCCGGGAAUGUGGUUGAUUACGAGGCUGACUAUGGCCUUCGCUGGCCUGGGACUUAAUUAUAGAGCAAUUCGAUUGGCCAUUUGAGCUGGUGAUUGUGGAUGAGCGAGCUUCUGAUUGAGGAGCACGAGCCAUCUCGGCUGGCUCUGGUUGCUCUUGUAGAAUUCAAGAGCCUUAGCUGCGGAUGUGUCCGACUGCAGGCUGCUGCUUCGUGAUAUUCUCAGAUUUUUGAAAGAUCCAGUUGGAAAGAGAACAAGGCUGAAGUAGACGGAGUUACUUUUGGACCAAGUAAGCCGCUGUCUCCAAGACGAGCAAAAAUAACUCAUGAAUUCGUCACAGACGACGAGGUCUGCUCACAUAUGGAGAACAAGGUUCAUUAGUGUCUAGCCUCCAUUCAGUUCGUGAUAAAAAUGUUUUCAUCUAAGGUUACCAAGCUGAACUCUAGGUUUCGGGUCACUGGAUAGGACGCCAGUAUAAGGAUGAGAACCGAAACGCGAUUGCGACUGCGUGGUGGCUAAGAGAAUGCUUACGCCAGAUGUUCGCAAUGUGCGUAUUUGUGAAACAUCCUACGUGAACGUCAAUUUGGUGGGGAAGAAGAUCCAAGGAACUAGAAUCAAGCUCCGUCUGAAGUCACGAAAUGCAGGAUCUCGUAGCGUCAGUAGGAAGUAUUUCAGUCGAUUUGUACAGCUCAUCAUGGAUACAAACGGGAUCUCGCGCUCUUAGCCCCUGAUUUCGAGGGGCAGAUAUGGAGGAUAUAUAUAAAGUAGGUGAGAAAUGGCUGAAAACAGCAGUGGAUACAACUUCGACGAUUGCCUCUACAACCACUGCAAUCGUAGCGACAUCUUCUGCAAGAGCUUUGGGAAUCAUUGGCUCAACUUCCGGACGGCCGGAGGUUCCAGCUCGAGCUGCAGCAGCAGCUGCUGUUGCUCGAAAAAUUGCUGCCCUUCCUCCUCAUGAACGACUUUCUCUGCCCUCUACGUCUGAUGGAACUACGUCUGUCUACGGAGGCAGAAGGCCCCGGGGAGAACCUGCUGAUGAGUUGGAAGAGAAUUUUUAUGAGGAGGGUUUUGAUCCUGUAAGAUUUCUGCUCGAGCAUCUUCCUGAGGAGUCUAGUCAAAUGACACAGCAAUACUUCGAAUCCAAGGUUGGAGGAAGGUUGCUGCAACUUGACGUUGUUACGGAGAAGUUAUCCAAGCAAGUGAUGGAAAAUCAUGAAGAGAUGGUGCAAGGGAUGCAGCUUGUUACAGAACUUGACAGAGAUUUACAGCUCACUAGUAUCAUCUGUAAGAAUGGGCGCAGAUUUCUGUCCAUGGCAGCGCAGGAGGUUUCUCAGGACCUUUUGGUCGCGGCUAAUGUUAGGAAAAAACAAGUUCUAUUGGACCUUCUUCCGGUCUUAGAGCGGAUACAGUUAGCUAUGGAGACAAAAUCCCAAUUGGACAGCGCCGUUGAUGAAGGGGAUUUUGCGAAGGCGUUGCAACUAUGUUCAGAGUGUUUGCUGCUUCUAGAGGACUGCUCAACUUUGAAGGCCGUGGAGGAUGUGAAUAACAGCAUUGAGGAAUGGCUUCACAGAACAGUAGACAAAGUGGAUAAAGUCCUUCUUGGGCUCUGCAGCAAGUUCGAGGCAGAUAAAUACGCAACAGUGGUUCAGGCUUACAUCGUACUAGAUGACAUCACGGGACUUGCGGAGAAGGCGCAGACAUACUAUGCGCAAAUUCUUGUGUCUGAAACACAUUCUGUUAUCAGAAACUUGGUGUUUGAGGGACAAGAUCCUCAGGUCAUUCUGCAGAAAAGCAGAGUGCCAUAUAAUGAUUUGUGCGCGCAGCUUACCGAAUCAAAAUUCAAAGAAUGUCUGCACAAAUCUCUUGAAGUUCUUUUUGAUCUAAUGUCCUCUUACCAUCAAAUGAUGACUUGGCUUCCAAAAGUGACGUUAGAGAAAACUGCAGCUAAAAGUGAGAUUACAUCUACUCCACUUGCUAAUGGGAGGCAUCGACGCUCAGGGAGUUAUGGUGACCUGCUUAUAGCUGGAGAAGGUAGUCGCCAUGCUCGGACCGGUUCUUUGUCCUCAUCAGAACUAGCUCGAUUUUCCAGUUCAUCUCAGCAUGGCAGUCCAAGGUUUGCAAAUUUGAAACCUGGCAAACAUGACAUUGUCAGUAGCAAUGGAUCCUCGAUUUCAGAGGAUGACUUCAGAGGUGCAUUAGAUGACAGUGAACACGGCCGAACGAUUCGAGUAAGAGAGGCUGUGCUCAGCAUUGGAAGAGGUUUAGAAAAGGGUCGGAAAACCGUUUGGGAACUCUCUGCUCGCCGAGUGGCAGUUUUAUUAUCUUGUGAUGCUCUAUGUGCAACGAGUCCGCACCAUUUUUUGCAAAGCCUUGAUUGGGUGAACAAGUUUAUUUUGGCGGGAGAAGCUUUUUGUGGUGCAGAAGCAAUGUCAUUGAGGGCAAAGCUUGUGAAGCAGAGUGAGAAGUACUAUUGGUCAUUUCACCGGCAAAAUCUGGAAGUGCUUCGGAUGAUCUUGGAGAAGGAAUUGUGGCAACAACUGUCUCCAGCAGCUUUGAAGACACUGAAUUUUCAUGCAGGCAUUGUAAAUGGAGCACCUGUAGCCAAAACAUCUCAAGAUGGCGUGGAAGAUGUGGGUGGAAGCUCUCGACCUGGGCAAGUGGAAAAUGCUCUCUUGAGAACUAGGGAAAAUGUUUCUUCAAGAGCAGGUUUUGAAGAUUGGUUGGAGAAGGGAAAUCCUUUUAGUGAUAGGAAAUCACAGAAAGUUAUAGUGUUAACAGCAGGAGAAGGAAAGACUCCAGGAAAGCUGGAAAACGGUAAUACUAGUAGUCAGUUAGAAUCCGUUAAUUCAAACGGUGGUUCUAAAAAGGGAAGUGGUGAAGAUGAGGAAGAUGAAAAUGAGGAUCUUCUUGCAGAUUUCAUCGAUGAGGAUAGUCAACUGCCAGGUCGGCGGCUUUCAGAACAGAGAAGAAGACCUACCAAGAAUGCUCAAUUACAAGACAAUGAGGGAACCUUGAUACUCACGAGUUCAGCUGUCAGCCUUCUUAGGUACAUGGACAAGUAUGUGAAACUUAUGCAAAUCUUGCAGCCAAUUGUUUCAGAGGUUUUCAGGGGCUUGUGUCAGCUGUUUGAGUUAUAUUUUUUUACAAUAUUCAAAGUUUUUGGUCAACGGGAUCAUCUUUCGUUUUCCCUUAGAGCUACUCUGGUUAGAAUUUCUCAAGGUUUGGAAGAGCAACGUAUAAAGCUCCCCAUGUCUUCGUCACCCAGUGUGACUUCACCAUCUAUCGUAUCGAAUCCUAUUGGAAGUCUUCACUUGCCCUCAGAACCAUCUCCAUCUUCUAUGGGGCAUGGAGGUCCAGCAAUUCCGAUGUCGCCUAGCAACUUACACGCUUUAAAGGAGCGUUCAGUGGCCGUAGAGUCCCUGCUUUGUUUAUCACAGAUAUUGAACAAAUCAUAUCUGCAUUUCAAAGCUGUACUUCCGCAGGACACCCAGAUAUACAUGGACACGUUCUUCACUCAAACGGUGGAGUUAGUACCUGAAUUGAGAGAGCAUAUUUACAGGGUUGUUGCAAGGCUGCUUCUAAACAUCGGAGGAUAUAUUGAUAGGAUCUCCAAUGUCAGAUGGGAACUCAAGGAGUUGGGCAUGGAACACAACGGUUACAUAGAUUUGCUACUGGGUGAAUACAAGCAGUAUUCAAACAAGCUAGCACAAGGAGGUGUGCCGAAAGAGGUUCGAGAGGCAAUGCUGGAGUGUGGUGUUGAUGUUCUAGCAGAAACAAUACUAGAAGGAAUCUCCCGAGUGAAAAGGUGCAAUAACGAGGGACGUGCCUUGAUGUCUUUGGAUCUUCAGGUGUUAAUCAAUGGAUUACGGCACUUAGCUUCCCCAAAGCUGAAGUCAAAUCUCCUAAUAGUCGAGACCUAUAUUAAGGCUUUCUAUCUUCCUGAGACGGAGUACUUUCAUUGGAUACGAGCACAUCCUGAGUACACGAAGGCACAAGUAGUAGGACUGAUCAAUCUCGUAGCCUCCACAUACAACUGGAAAAGAAAGACCAGAAUGGAUUUGUUGGAGAAGAUAGAGACAGGCGAUCUCUGAUGUUUUCUUUGGGGCAAAAUUGAUUCUCUUGUUUAUUAGUGAUAAAAUCUAUUCUUUGCUGCUUCGGUGGAAAUUUGUGUAGUAUCUGAAGCACCCCAUGUUAGAAAAACUAGGAAGAAGAGCUCAUCCUCACAUUUAUGAGGGUUGCCCCACUACUGCAUUUCUGGGCAUUCAAUAGGUCGGUUAAAUCAAGAGCUGGCGUUCUUCAUGGAAGUGUUCACUUCUCAAACGCGAUGUGAAGAUCAGAGAGUUGGCUUCAAAAUGGUGCUUUUAUCGUUGUUGUCUCGUGUAGUCGAUCAACAGCGUCAGUGUUCUUCCCGUCCCGACCCGUCUCGUCCAGGAUCGAAGUCCAACAUGAGCUCUUAAGACAGCCUGACUCAGUCCUGCCCACCUUCACGUUUUUAAGAUGUGCAUAUUUUAGGGUUCCUGCAUCUGCGGCGUACCCUACUUAGAGAAGACCAAAUUAUAUUUUGUAAUCUUGGACGCAUAGAUGUGUAACAUAAGAGAGGUUGAUAACUUUAGCAAACAAAGAUUUGUGAGAUUGAUCAUGUUGUCCAUCCCUGGAAUCGCUACGUCCUGGAUUUAUUCAAAACUGUCCAUCUCAAGAUUUUGAGUUGAGAAUUCUAAAUGUGCAUGAUUCUCAUUCGGUAGU